AUGAGCUUGGACCGGGCGCCGAGCAAACGCUGGGUUACAGACUUGCCGCAGUAUGAUGAGGACGACUACGAUGACUAUGCAGAGACGGAAGGUCUGCCUGUGCCACAAGAGCCUGUAGUGGGGCCACCGCCCGCUGUCUCUUUGCCUGCUGUCGCAGCGUUGCCCGUCGAGUCUCGAGCUGUUUCACGAACUUCUGUGGAGUCGGACCCGGCAGUGGGUCCGAGCUGCCUGUCUACUGCUGCAGUAGUGCCCGUUAUACCGCUCAACCCCGAAUCAUCUCCCAUGGACUCAGCGCCGACGACCAUCCGUACGCAGGCGCCACCUCCCUCCCAAGAGCUCGAUGACUUGAGUAGCUUUGCUCAUGUCAUGGAUUUUGCCGAUGCCCCAGACUUCUCUCUGCAUGAUGUUGAAGAGAACGCCAAGGAAACCCGCGCCGGAGACUUGGUUGUGUCCUUCGAGGACGAGGGAGUUAAGGGAGUUAAGGAGACCAAAGAAGGAGCGAUGCGCACGCCCUCGAUACUGCUGGCCACCAAUACUUGGGCUCAGCGGAAGCAGAUGCUCAAAGAUCUCAAAUUGAAGCAAGAACUGAAUGAGGAUGCUCCAGCAAAUUUUGAGACGCCUGGUGAAUGGAAGGUGUAUGACGAGACACCAGUGCUCAAUACUUUGGUGGAGGAAGAAGAGGAUGAGCGAACACCAAGUGCUGUGCGUGUAUCUCCGUCCAGACGCUCCAUUUCGAGAGAGGCUCCUAACUCGCGCCCACAAUCUAUUGCUGCUGAGGUGGCUCCCCCGCUCCUCAAGGCAGAUGAAGUCUCGCAAGAGUCUGAGUCCAAGAAUCUACCAAAAUUGCCUCUAUCGAUGAUCCAUAUGCCGACUCUGCUACCAGAAUCGCCUCUAUCGAUGAUCCAUAUGCCGACUCUGCCUGAUGUACGCAACACGAAAGAGCACGAAUUGCCAGCCCUUCCUGGCUCUUAUAAAGAUGCCUUACCCGACUUGCCAGAAAUGCGUCAGGAGCCAGAGCCCGUCCACGAUGGGCCCGUCUCAAUGCCUAAGCUUGCGCUUUCUACAGAUGAUCUUCGGACCGAGCGGAUCAUGGAGCUUGAUCCAGCACUCUCUGUCAACAAGCUCCGUGGAGGCCACUUGCCCGCACCCUCCCACACUGAGACAGAAGCGAGCCCAACAUUGUCUGCUUCAAGCCCGGCCGAAUCUCGGCAAACUGGCAAACGAAAAGCAUCACGGCCAAAGUCGUUCGUGCAAGAGACGGCUUUCCGACCACUGUCGCCGGUGCAACCCAUAUCUCGCUUUUCAGUGGAUUCGCCCGUAGACAACGACUACCGUUUCAGUAUGGGCGACUUCAAUCCAGCCAUCAUUUCCCCAGAAAGCGAAGCCUCUUCUAUCGAGGUGCGAGAGAGCGAUCGUCUUGCUCAGGAACUUCUCGACGAGCUGCAAAUUGGAUCCUCAGUGGCCGAGACGAAUGAAGCAUCUUUGCAAGAGCCCUCUAUGCAGGAAGAGGCAUUGCCACGCAACUCACGCAGCCUAGAUGAGUCACCGCGCGAGAUGGACGUGCCGCCGGUACAGACACUAGACAAUCUGCCUCGCCGGCCCCCGUCCACCAACCGAGCACGCAGCAGCUCAGGUUCACGCUUUCUAGAGGCCCUGGAAGCCCCUGCUAGGCUCGACGUCCAGCGAGCCAUGGAUAGCAAGACACUCGACUUACUCGAGCCACAAAACAGAAUUGUCGAGAUUCGACGGCGUAUACACAUUCUCAGCACCGCGCCGAGUGAGCUACAAGCCUAUCUACAAAUCAAGUCUCGAGAGCUGGCGACACAGCAUCGCGAGCUGCCGCUACCCGCAAAGCCAGCGACUCCGCCGCAGCCUCAGCGGUUUGAAAAAAGCAAAGAUGCGGCGCGGUCCGUGCUGAGUAGAGCGCGACGCGCGAAUUCCGUGCUAAAAAACCUCGGGCGGCGGACGGCAUCAGGACUACAGCGUAAUUCACAAGAGUUGUCGUAG
Protomyces lactucae-debilis is the source of this 2007-nucleotide messenger RNA. RefSeq lists its product as uncharacterized. The transcript has a single exon. The coding region runs from base 1 to 2007 and encodes 668 amino acids. The record is from RefSeq and is a predicted model, not a curated record. NCBI's taxonomy places the organism in Eukaryota, Fungi, Ascomycota, Taphrinomycetes, Taphrinales, Protomycetaceae.